This is a messenger RNA of Cherax quadricarinatus, 5663 nucleotides long. The record is from RefSeq and is a predicted model, not a curated record. Lineage: Eukaryota; Metazoa; Arthropoda; Malacostraca; Decapoda; Parastacidae.
AUUUAUAUAUCUUUCAGGUGGUGAGACUUCAGUAUUAGUAGCUGAGGAAAAUGUAAGCACUGCAAAGUAUGGAAGUCAAGCUCAGGAGGCAGAUACCAGUAGAAUUUCUCAAAUAAAGGAGAAUUUGGUGGAUGUUAGGAAAGCUGAGCUUAAGGAAGGUGAUUCAGUUUUCCCUAUGCAAGACAUAUUUUGUGCCAGUGAUUCCAGCAAGGUUAAAAGUGGUGGUAAUAUUGAACUUAAUAUCACUGAUGACAACAGUUUUGAUUACUGUUUACUCCAGUGUCAGUCAUGCGAUUCAUACUUUGUUGAUAGAUUAAGCUUAACAAAACAUUUACAGUCUUGUGAUACAAGUAAAAUGUGUAGGAAAUGUUUCUUGAUCUUUGAAAAUCAUUCUCAGCUUGCCUUUCACUUGCACACCAAGAAGCAUAACGUCAAAAUCCAACAUACAUCAGUUUAUGUGUCCUUUUCAGAAUUACAGCAGCUGAGGGCAGAGGGUCGAGUUAAAGUGAAAAAAACUGAAGACAUUCAUAAAAUAAAAAAAAGACAGACAUUGUGCAAAACAGAUAAAUUAUCAGGAAUAUGUCAUAACUUAAAGAUUUCAGAUUCAGAAAACAAAAGUGCAAAAUCUGCUAUGAUAAUGACUUCGCAAAGAAAGAAAGAUAAUCUUUCAAUAUUAAUGAACCCCUCAAAUACUUCACUGAAAGCUGUUGAUAAUAUAUCACAGAAUUCUGAUGUGAAAGUUUAUCCUCCUUCGGAGACAGCAGAGGAAUUCUUAAUAUCACCGAGGGCUCAAGUAACUGCUGAAGAGUGUUACAAGGUUCCAAUCUCAAGUUCAGAAACAAAAGAAGCCAAGAGAAGGGAUGAGUUGUUGGAUGCCCCAGCCCCAGUAGAGUCCACUGAAGAGCCUAAAUUAUUGGGAAAUUCAUUUCUAAAACAGAGCCAUGUAAAACAAAGCCGAUCACUUGAUCAAAGCAGCAGCAGUAAUGCAGAUGUAAUGAAAAGUGCAGAAAAGUCAUCUGUCAAUGGUAGAAGUCUUGCUGUUAUAUUGUGUAACAAGUGCAAGAUGUACUUUUUAUGCAGGAAAAGUAUAAAUAAGCAUAAUUCCAAAUGUAUAUUAAAGAAAAAUUCUUGUUUAGUUUGUAGAAGAGUUUUUAGUUCCAGUUACCUUCUUAAUCAGCAUAUUUCAAGUGCUAGGCAUAUUGCCUCGUAUCUCACUACUUCCUUUGUAUCUCGGCAAAAACUGGAGCAUUUGAUUCAUAGGAGAAGAGUGUAUAAAGAUGAUAUUAAUAUGUACACCUUUAAUUCUGCAAAAACAUUUAGGAAAAUAGUUAGUCCAUCUAAAGGAAAAGGUUCAAAGACAAAAUGUUGCACAGUUGAAGCACAGAAUAGUAAGGCAGAAUCCUCCAAAGUUUUACUGGAGAAGAACACAGAUUUUCAGCUUAACCUUGAGGAAAUGAUAGUGGUGGAUCAGUAUGUAAAUAUAUCAUUCCUCAAUAAAAAAUCUACUAAUGAAGACAAUAUUUCAAGUUCAUUAAGAGAGGAGCUUAAGGAAAUUAAUAAUCUUCAGCAUGUUAAAAAUGCUAACAGUAAGCUGUUACAAGAGGAUGUUACUUGCAAACUAGUGCAAGAAAAAGAUGCUGCCAAUAAACUAAUGCAAGAAAAAGAUCCUGUUGGCAAACUAGUGCAAGAAAAAGAUGCUGCCAAUAAACUAAUGCAAGAAAAAGAUCCUGUCGGCAAACUAGUGCAAGAAAAAAGUACUGCAAGUAAACUAGUGCAAGAAAAAGGUACUGCAAGUAAACUAGUGCAAGAAAAAGGUACUGCAAGUAAACUAGUGCAAGAAAAAAGUACUGCAAGUAAACUAGUGCAAGAAAAAGGUACUGCAAGUAAACUAGUGCAAGAAAAAGAUGCUGCAAGUAAACUAGUGCAAGAAAAAAGUACUGCAAGUAAACUAGUGCCAGAAAAAGGUGCUGCCACAAAACUAGUGCAAGAAAAAGGUGUUACCAGUCAACUAAUGCCUAAAAUAGAUGCUGCUCAUAUGACAGUAGCAGGAAAGGGUGACACAAGUACACCAGUACAAAAAAUAAUGACUAGUACAGUUGUACAAGAAAAGAGGAUGACCAGUAUACCAGUACAAGAAAAGACUACUCAUACACCUGUACAAGAAAAAACUACCAGUACACCUGUACCAGAGAAAACAGUGACCAGUACACCAAUGUCAGAAAAGGUGACAAGUACACCAGUGCAAGAAAAGAUUACCAGUAUAUCAGCACAAAAGACUACCAGUAGACAAGUAAAAGAAAAAAUGUGUACACUGAUGCAAGAAAAGACACAGACCCAUACACCUUUAAAAUUAAAGAUGACCAGUACACCAGUACAAGAAAAGAAGACUACCAGUACACCAGUACAGGAAAAGAAGACUACCAGUACACCAGUACAAGAAAAGAAGACUACCAGUACACCAGUGCAAGAAAAGAAGACUACCAGUACACCAGUACAAGAAAAGAAGACUACCAGUACACCAGUACAAGAAAAGAAGACUACCAGUACACCAAUACACAAAAAGACGACUCUUGGUACACCAGUACAAGAAAAGAAGACUCUUGGUACACCAGUACAAGAAAAGAAGACUCUUGAUACACCAGUACAAGAAAAGAAGACUCUUGAUACACCAGUAAGAGAAAAGGGUACCAGUAUACCUGUACAAGAAAAGAUGACCAGUACACUGGCACAAGAAAAAAAGACUACCAGUACACCAGUACAAGAAAAGAAGGCUGUUGGUACACCAGUACAAGAAAAGGGUACCAGUAUGCCUGUACAAGAAAAGAUGACCAGUACACCAGUACAAGAAAAGAAGACUCUUGGUACACCAGUACAAGAAGAGCCGACUCUUGGUUCACCAGUACAAGAAAAGACAACUCGUAAUACACCUGUACAAGAAAAGACGACUCGUAAUACACCAGUACAAGAAAAGGGUACCAGUUUACCCGUACAAGAAAAGAUGACCAGUACACUGGUACAAGAAAAGAAGACUACCAGUACACCAGUACAAGAAAAGAAGACUCUUGAUUUACCAGUACAAGAAAAGACGACUCUUGGUACACCAGUACAAGAAAAGAAGACUACCAGUACACCAGUACAAGAAAAGAAGACUCUUGGUACACCAGUACAAGAAAAGAAGACUACCAGUACACCAGUACAAGAAAACAAGACUCUUGGUACACCAGUACAAGAAAAGGGUACCAGUAUACCUGUACAAGAAAAGAUGACCAGUACACUGGUACAAGAAAAGAAGACUACCAGUACACCAGUACAAGAAAAGGCCAGUACAUCUGUACAGAAGAAGAUAACCAUUACACCUGUGCCAGAGAAGAUAAUCAGUACACCUGUACAGGAGAAGAUAAUCAGUACACCUGUACUAGAGAAGAUAAUCAGUACACCUGUACAAGAGAAGAUAACCAGUACACCUGUACAAGAAAAAACUAAUACAUCUGUGCAAAAAAAGAAGACAACUAGUAAACCUUUACUAGAAAAAAGUACUGGAACACCAUUACAAGAAAUGAUGACCAGUACACUUGUACAAGACAAGAUUCCUAGUACACUAGUAGAAAAAAAGGCCAGCACACUAGUACAAGAAAAUACCUCUAGUAAACUAGCAUCAAAAGAUGAACUUGCUGUCAUUUGCACAGAAAAUUCUCAAGAUAUUUCUGAAAUUGUAAAGAAAAAAAACCUUGCUGGGAAAGACAAGAAAAACACCGGUAAGCUGGUAAAAGAUAAUUCAGUCAUAAGUAAAAUAAUACAAGACAAAAGUAAUACCAUUAAUGUGGUACCAGACAAAAGUGACACUAUUAAAGUAAUACCAAACAAAAGUGAUACCAUUAAACCAGUACCAAACAAAAGUUAUGCCAUUAAACUGGUACCCAAUAAAAGUUAUGCCAUUAAACUGGUACCAAGCAAAAGUUAUGCCAUUAAACUGGUACCAGACCAAUGUGAUACCAUUAAACCAGUACCUAACAAAAGUGACACCAUUAAACAAGUACCAAACAAAAGUGACACCAUUAAACUGGUACCAGACAAAAGUGACACCAUUAAACUGGUACCAGACAAAAGUGACACCAUUAAACUGGUACCAGACAAAACCAUUAAACUGGUACCAGACAAAAGUGACACCAUUAAACUGGUACCAGACAAAAGUGACACCAUUAAACUGGUACCAGACAAAAGUGACACCAUUAAACUGGUACCAGACAAAAGUGACACCAUUAAACUGGUACCAGACAAAAAUAAUACCAGUAAAUUAGUGCAAGACAAAUUUUACCUGAAGAAACUGAUACAAGUCAUAAGUGACCCUGGAAAAUCAGUUCAAGACAAACAUAGCCCUGGUAAACCAGAGAAAGAAAAAAAUGUUACCAGUCAACUGAUACAAAGUAAGCAUGGCUGCAGUGAACUGCUACAAAACAAUCAAGAUCCCAGUAAACUUCUAAAUGUCUCUCAUAAUGUAGACCUGGGGAGUAUUGCAGGUACUUCUGCUAAUUUAAUGCCACUAGGCAUUAAUGAUGUUACAAAAACAAAUGAGACACAAGAAUAUGUUACUAACAUACAUUCAUCCAAAAAAAGUGGGAUCAAGAGAAAAAAAACAUUUAACUGUCCCAUGCCAAAAUCUAAAAAAAUAGAAAAGGAACAAAAAUAUUUGCCAGUGGCACACCGGUCUCCUAGUAAGCGUAGAAGUGUUCGUUUGGAGAAAGUCACUAAUGACUGUCCUGGCUGUUCAGAGCCAAUAGAUUUUACAACAUUCAUAUUAAAUACAGUGACAUAUGAAUUAUCUUUUUGGUGCAGAAAAUGUGCCUGGGAUAUUAUGUUCUUAGACUUUAUAGGACCUAUUAAGUCUUAACAAUAAACAUUUAAAAAGGGCAUUGCAAUGUAAACUCAAGACUAGUUAAUGGCAUGAUCCUUGUACUUCACAACUCAUAUUUUCUCUUAACUGUUAUUAUGAUGUACCUGAAGCUACUAUUAUAAGAAAUUUCAAAUAAGAUGGCCUAUGUAUUUUUAUAAUUAUUUUAUGAAUCUACAUACUGAUAGGUAGUACCAAUUCUGAAUCGCACAUACAAGGUGCUAUCAAAAGUUCCUGGACUGCUGCAAAAAGUACAUAUGCUUACUUAAUCACCUAGUUGAAGUAGUCUCCCCUGAAAUACUUUCCUUGGUAGGCUAUGUACUCAGCCCAUCGCAUCUGCCACUUCCCGAAACAUUUCUGAAACUUUUCUUUCCUAAUGGCAUCUAGUGCAGCCUGUGAUUCUGCUGAAUCUCCUCCAUGUCAUUAAAAUGCUGCCCCUUGAGUGUUACUUUUAUUUUUUGGGAAGAGAACGAAGCCACAGGAGGGCUAGAUCUGGGAAGUAGGGCAGGUGGGGAAUGACUAUCAUGUUGUUUUUGGCAUUUCUCAUUUUGAGUCAGCAAGUGGGGCAAAAAUUUUGCAGCCACUCGCCUCAGAUUCAAAUUUUCAGUCAAAAUGCUGUGGCACAAUCCAUAAAUUCUCACAGCGUUUGCCGUGGCCUGGAUACUGUGAUGAUGGUCGUUGUGAGUAACUUUCCUCACUUUUUUAGUGUUGAAGGCUGUAUGACCCUUGUAGGUUUAGCACUUCAUUUUGAUUAUAAUAAUUUAAUGUUGACGUC